CAACGAGAAUUUGCCGAGGUCUGAAGCCAACAGCAUGGUCGCAAGGCUCUUCAAUGCAGCCGUCGUAGUAUUUGUCUUCUGUGCUCUUGUCAAUGGGGACGACGUUACACCGUUAGUGAGAGAGAAACGACAAGGUCUCCUGGGUGGGCUUCUGAAGCCUUUCGUCAGCAUUGGACGGAGGCCAGAACCUGCACCAGCAGUCCAAACAAAUCAUCUUACCCAUGGAUCCCCCAUACAGGAUUCAAACGUUGUAGAUUCGUUUAUCCGACAAGUGCAGGACAACAGACACCGCAUUCCUGGACCAUUAUCACGAAGUACGGCUUUUCUAGGACCUGUUACGAGUGCUUUUCAAGCAUUUCAGUCAUGCGUCACACCACUCGCUGGACCGGGUCACUGUCGUCAUGUCAGACAAUGCGUUCUUCCAUCGUUUCUCAACAAUUUUGAUCUGUUCUUGAGCUAUGUCUGCAUCAUUGAGAGCCAGGUUAUGGGAGUCUGCUGUCCGGAUCAAUUCUUUUCACAGGCAUUACCUUCCUUAUCUUCCGGACCCCUAUCAAAGCCUACAAUACCUAUCGUGACGGACUUGAUCAAUCUUAGUGGCUUUGGGCAACCGAACAGAAAUGACCGCCCAACAAACGUACAUCAGCAACCUACAAAUCCUGCGUACCCUCCAGCAGUUCCCCAAGUUCCUCACCAAAACCGUCCAGAACCUCCGACAGGAUCUAGGCCCUUUCCUGGAAACAAUGACCAGCUAGUCACAGAUUCUCAAAGAGAACCCAUCGGGCACGAUGGACGGCCACACGGUUCAGGAAGUCACUUCGGAAAUGGUGGUCAUGUCGAAGAGCGUCCAUACGUUGACGAUUACGGUUCAGGAGGCCAUACAGGAACUAGUGGACAUGGCACUCGACCUCAGCACGUGCAGGGUCAACAAGGUUCGGGAGGCCACGUUGGAAAUGGUGCUCAUGUCGCAGAGCCGCCGUACACACAUGAUCAGCACGGUUCAGGUGGUCAUGCAGGAAGCGGUGAACACGCAGUUCGGCCUCCACACAUACAAGACCAGCACGGCUCAGGAAGUCAUAUCGGGAAUACUGGCGUUGUCGGACAGCCCCUGGACAAUGGAGGACACAAUGGUUUAAUAAGCCGCCCACAUCAAGACGACGGAUUUGUGGAAGGCCACAACAGGCCUUCAUCAACGACUCGCCGGCCAUACAAUACUGGAGGAGGCACCUCCCGCCCUGUGCGUCCGCACGGCGCUAAUGACACACCGCGUCCAUUGCACACUUCGGAUAAUUCAACUCGUCGGCCAGUGAACACUGCAAGGCCCACAACUCGUCGUCCUGCAGUGACACCAAGACCAAGUAGUAGUGGAGACCGGGAUAAUUCGGAUGACUCCGAAAAUGCCCCCAUAGUGUUCCCAGACGAUUCAGUGUCCGACCAGGAAAUUACUCCAAAGGUGACCAUACCAAAGGGAUUAAGUAGCAUCAAUCAAUCGUGCGGGUUGAAUUUCAAGACAAGGAUCGUCGGUGGACAAGUCGCAAAACCAGACCAGUGGACAUGGAUGGCUGCUUUACUACGCCGCAGUAACGACGAUCAAUUCUGCGGCGGUGCUCUUAUUAGUGACAGAUAUGUGCUAACCGCUGCGCACUGCACACAAGGCUUGAGGCCGCAGAACAUCACCGUUCGCUUAGGCGAAUACGACUUCAAGCAGGAGACGGAUAGUAGACGUCCACGGGACUUCAACGUCUCCCGAAUCCGGCAGCACCCGGACUUCAAGAAGGACACGUACCACAACGACAUCGCGCUGCUGCGCUUGAGUCGACGGGUACGCUUCACGGAGCACAUCCGACCCAUCUGUUUACCCAAGAGCCCAGAUGAGACUUUCUUCGGAAAAUCCGGCACCGUUGUCGGAUGGGGAACGUUAUCCUUUGGUGGUCCUUCCAGUGCCAUAUUAAGAGAAGUAUCGCUGCCAAUCUGGAACAACACUGAGUGCAAGUCAAAGUUUACUCAGUCUAUUACGGAAGUAUUCCUUUGUGCGGGUACGCGAGAUGGUGGACAAGACGCAUGCCAGGGUGACUCCGGCGGACCUUUGAUGCUUGAAGCGGAAAACUCUCAGUGGACCUUAGUCGGCGUCGUGUCUUGGGGCAUCCAGUGUGCUCAGGCCGGUCUUCCUGGAGUCUACACACGUGUCUCAGAGUUUCUGGACUGGGUUUACGAGAACGCCGUCGAUUAAGUGCGCCAAGGAUGUGUGCUGUACAAAAUGUGCAAAGCCAGAUGCUGCCAAUGAUGGGGGAGAGUGCAUCGAGGACGAAUACGUGCGCGUCUUGCAGGAACUGCCCUCAGGGAAGAAACGACGCAGACGACAAUCUCUACGAAAACGUGGAAAUACCUUAAGUACGGGAACAAUAAAAUGUAUACGUUGA
Messenger RNA from Ornithodoros turicata, 2417 nucleotides. RefSeq lists its product as uncharacterized. Gene Ontology annotation, molecular function: serine-type endopeptidase activity. Gene Ontology annotation, biological process: proteolysis. Lineage: Eukaryota; Metazoa; Arthropoda; Arachnida; Ixodida; Argasidae. The transcript has 8 exons. The coding region runs from base 35 to 2227 and encodes 730 amino acids. The record is from RefSeq and is a predicted model, not a curated record.